CAGCCUUAUAAAUAGUCGCCUUUGCCGGCGGCCGCGAGGACGGGUAGGGCACGCACUGGCCCCGGCGCCCACCCGUACCCCUCCCCAGAGCUUCCCCAGCCAAACCGCAUCCCAGACACACACAGUUCCUGGCCACCUCCCGCCUCCUGGCACCUUCCCUCCAGCCCUGGGGAGCGUUGUCAAGGUGCCUGGGCAGACGCUGGCCCCGCGCCCUGUUUUCUGGGAGUUUUGAGGGGAGCAGCUCUGCAGUUGCUGUGGCCACUGUUCAUGUCCCUCAGUGCCAUCCUCACUGUCCCAGCCCCUUCAGCGGGAACCCAGGUGGAUGGGAAGGGGCUACUGCCAUCCUGUGACAGAGCGCUGACACAGCUCCCAGGACCUCGGCAGGAUGGAAGAGAAGCUGAAGAAAACCAAGAUCAUCUUUGUGGUGGGCGGGCCUGGCUCAGGGAAGGGCACCCAGUGUGAGAAGAUUGUGCAGAAGUACGGCUACACCCACCUCUCCACCGGAGACCUCCUGCGCGCCGAGGUCAGCUCGGGAUCGGCCAGGGGCAAGAAGCUGUCGGAAAUCAUGGAGAAGGGACAGCUGGUGCCACUGGAGACAGUGCUGGACAUGCUCCGGGAUGCCAUGGUGGCCAAAGUUGACACUUCCAAAGGCUUCCUGAUCGAUGGCUACCCGCGGGAGGUACAGCAGGGAGAAGAGUUUGAGCGGCGGAUUGGACAGCCCACACUGCUGCUGUAUGUGGACGCAGGCCCUGAGACCAUGACCCAGCGGCUCCUGAAGCGCGGAGAGACCAGUGGGCGUGUGGAUGACAAUGAGGAGACCAUCAAAAAGCGGCUGGAGACCUAUUACAAGGCCACAGAACCCGUCAUCGCUUUCUAUGAGAAACGUGGCAUCGUACGCAAGGUCAACGCCGAGGGCUCCGUGGACAGUGUCUUCUCCCAGGUCUGCACCCACCUAGACACCCUGAAGUAGCAACGCUGGAGCUGCUUCCCCACUCUGGGCCCCACCCCACCCCAUCCUGAUCCAAGGUCCUCCUGGCCUGAGUGCAGCGCCUCCACCCUGCCCGGCUGAGCACAGGCAGAGGAAGCUGCUUAUCCUGUUUUCAUGGACAGCUGAGCACUAAAGGAAUUUCUAAGGACA
Messenger RNA from Cebus imitator (Panamanian white-faced capuchin), 1138 nucleotides. RefSeq names its product adenylate kinase 1 (gene AK1). Gene Ontology annotation, biological process: nucleoside triphosphate biosynthetic process; ATP metabolic process. Gene Ontology annotation, cellular component: cytoplasm; cytosol. The transcript has 8 exons. Bases 386 to 970 code for a protein of 194 amino acids. Lineage: Eukaryota; Metazoa; Chordata; Mammalia; Primates; Cebidae. The record is from RefSeq and is a predicted model, not a curated record. Gene Ontology annotation, molecular function: AMP kinase activity; ATP binding; nucleoside diphosphate kinase activity.